Messenger RNA from Carcharodon carcharias (great white shark), 7103 nucleotides. RefSeq names its product ubiquitin specific peptidase 32 (gene usp32). NCBI's taxonomy places the organism in Eukaryota, Metazoa, Chordata, Chondrichthyes, Lamniformes, Lamnidae. The coding region runs from base 145 to 4995 and encodes 1616 amino acids. Gene Ontology annotation, molecular function: calcium ion binding; cysteine-type deubiquitinase activity. The transcript has 34 exons. Gene Ontology annotation, biological process: protein deubiquitination. Gene Ontology annotation, cellular component: Golgi apparatus. The record is from RefSeq and is a predicted model, not a curated record.
CAUGUGACUCAGUAUGGAGGUUGUGAACAAACCUGAGGCCGGGCUUCGACUGAGGAAGAAAAGUAGAGACUGAAGGAAGAAAAUAAAGUGAGAGGGGCGGGGAAAGACCAGCACCUACAAUAAUAACACUGAAAUGAGGGGAAUAUGGGCGCCAAGGAGUCAAGGAUAGGUUUUUUGUCUUACGAUGAAGCGGUGAAACGAGUUACAGAUGUAGAACUGAAAAGAUUAAAAGAUGCCUUCAAGAGAACCAGUGGACUUUCUUGCUACAUGAACCAACAAGCCUUUGUUAGGGAAGUACUUGGAGAUGGGGUUCCACCUAAAGUUGCAGAGGUCAUUUAUCAUUCAUUUGGUGGAACGUCAAAAGGCCUUCAUUUUAAUAACCUGAUAGUGGGGCUGGUCCUCCUGACAAGGGGAAGGGAUGAAGAAAAAGCUAAGUAUAUUUUUAACCUCUUUGCUAAUGAAUCUGGGAGCUAUGUCGUGCGAGAGGAGAUGGAAACCAUGUUACGGGCCUGUGAUGGUGAGGUUCAACUGGGAGUUAAGAAGUGCUUUGUCGAGGGAGAAAAGGUAAAUUAUGAGAAGUUCAAGAAUUGGCUCCUUCAGAAUAAGGAUGCAUUCACAUUUGCUCGAUGGCUACUGUCGGGGGGAGUGUGUGUCACCCUUACUGAUGAUAGUGAUACACCUACCUUCUAUCAAACUCUGGCUGGAGUCACUCAUUUGGAAGAAUCUGAUAUAAUUGAUCUUGAGAAACGCUACUGGCUACUAAAGGCUCAGUCAAGGACUGGACGCUUUGAUUUGGAAACAUUUGUUCCUUUAGUUUCCCCACCCAUCCAUCCAUCUUUAACUGAAGGUCUAUUCAGCGCUUUUGAUGAAAAUCGUGACAAUCACAUAGACUUCAAAGAAAUUUCUUGUGGUCUUUCUGCUUGCUGUAGAGGACCUCUUGCUGAACGGCAAAAAUUUUGUUUCAAGGUAUUUGACACUGACCGAGAUGGAGCUUUGUCUCGCACUGAAUUAGAAGAAAUGGUAGUUGCACUUUUGGAAGUCUGGAAAGAUAACCGUACUGACAGUAUCCCUGAACUGCACAUGGGGACAGCUGACAUUGUAAAUCAUAUCUUGAAGAAGCAUGACACCACUAAGAUGGGACAUUUAACACUAGAAGAUUAUCAGAUAUGGAGUGUAAAAAGUGCUCUGGCUAGUGAGUUUCUUAAUCUCCUAUUUCAGAUAUGCCACAUAGUUCUUGGCCUAAGACCAGCAACGCCAGAAGAAGAAGGACAAAUUAUCAGUGGAUGGUUGGAAAGAGAAAGCAGACAUGGCCUACAACCUGGACAUAACUGGUUUCUGAUUUCAGUGCAGUGGUGGCAGCAGUGGAAGGAAUAUGUGAAAUAUGAAACCAAGCCAGUCAUAAUAGAGCCUUCUUCAAUAAUGAAUUUAGUGAAAAGCCACAACCCACUGCACCCUGUGGAACAGGGUGAAGAUAAGCCUGGAGUGCAGAGUUCCUUCAGUUCUCCAGAUGAAAGAUGUUUGGACAACAUAUCAAUUGCAUCUGAAGCAUCUGAGAGCACUGGCACUGGUUUAUACCAGUCUAGUCCAGCUAGUACUGAUGCUUGCUUUACUAGACAGCACAGCAGUCUGGACAGUAACGGUCAAUGUUUCCUUGGUGUCAACGGGAACAUUUUGGCACAACUUGGUCCACAGAAACCAGGAGCUAUCGAUAACCAGUCACUUGUAAUGCAAGGGUCUGUGAAGGCUCCUACGUUAACUUUAGAGGGUGGACGCCUGAAACAGAAUCCAGCUUUGGUUCGAGGCAAGGACUACGAGAUUGUCCCAGAGCCUGUGUGGAGGGCACUGUAUCAUUGGUACGGGGCAAACCUGGCUCUACCAAGGCCUGUCAUUAAAAACACAACAAAUAAUGAAGCAGAGCUAGAAUUGUUUCCUCGCUACCUACUUUUCUUACGUCAGCAACCAGCCUCACGCACGCAACAGUCCAACAUCUGGGUGAAUAUGGGUAUGAUGAGCCUGAGAACAUUUCCUCAACAUGCAACUAGAGGAAAUGUACCUUCACCAUCUUCUCCAAUGAAACGAGUGUUAGCUUACACUGGCUGCUUCAGCCGUAUGCAAACAAUAAAGGAUAUACACGAAUACUUAUCUCAGCGGCUUCGAAUAAAGGAGGAAGAUAUGCGACUGUGGCUGUACAACAGUGAGAACUACCUUGCACUACUAGAUGAUGAGGAUCACACAUUAGAAGAUUUGAAAAUUCUAGAUGAGCAGCACUUGGUGAUUGAAGUUCGCAACAAAGAUAUGAGUUGGCCGGAGGAGAUGUCAUUCAUUGCAAACAGUAGCAAAAUGGACAGACACAAGGUUCCAACUGAAAAGGGUGCUACAGGAUUAAGUAACCUGGGAAACACAUGUUUUAUGAAUUCAAGUAUCCAGUGUGUCAGUAACACACAGCCACUCACGCGCUACUUUAUCUCAGGAAGACACCUUUAUGAACUCAACAGGGCUAACCCAUUAGGAAUGAAGGGUCAUAUGGCCAAGUGCUAUGGGGAUCUUAUCCAAGAAUUGUGGAGUGGAACUCAGAAGAAUAUAGCACCGCUUAAACUCAGGUGGACAAUAGCAAAAUACGCUCCAAGAUUUAAUGGCUUUCAGCAGCAGGACUCCCAAGAGCUCCUAGCAUUCUUGUUGGAUGGUCUUCAUGAAGACCUCAACAGAGUUCAUGACAAGCCAUAUGUAGAACUGAAGGAUAGCGACGGUCGUCCAGAUUUUGAGGUUGCAGCAGAGGCAUGGGAAAAUCAUUUAAGGAGAAAUAAAUCAAUUGUGGUUGACCUGUUUCACGGACAGCUAAAAUCACAAGUCAAAUGUAAAACAUGUGGACACAUCAGUGUUCGAUUUGAUCCAUUCAACUUCUUAUCUUUGCCUCUGCCAAUGGAUAGCUAUAUGCACUUGGAAAUCACAGUUAUCAAAUUAGAUGGUUCCACACCAGUGCGAUAUGGUUUACGAUUGAAUAUGGAUGAGAAAUAUACAGGUCUGAAAAAACAGUUAAGUGAAUUGUGUGGACUGAAGUCAGAACAGAUCUUGCUGGGAGAGGUUCAUGGUUCUAACAUAAAAAAUUUUCCUCAAGAUAACCAGAAAGUGCGACUGUCAGUGAGUGGUUUUCUAUGUGCUUUUGAAAUCCCUGUUCCAGGAUCACCAACCUCUGCCAGUUCUGCUGUACAAACAGAUUUGUCCCAGGUGCCAUUAAGUAACGGAAGGCAUAACCAGUCCUCAAAUGCAAAUCCAAUGAAACCAAGCCUCAUUCCCAAUGGAAUUCCGAGUACUGUGGUGCCAGCUGGGAUUGAUAAGAAUCUCUCUAAUGGACUGCCUAAUGGACAUUUGCCAGCAGUUACUGACAGCCCUUUCAUAGGAUAUAUUAUUGCAGUUCACAGAAAAAUGAUGCGGACAGAAUUGUAUUUUCUGUCCUCACAGAAAAAUCGCCCCAGCUUAUUUGGCAUGCCACUCAUUGUGCCCUGCACUGUACAUACUCGCAAGAAGGACCUCUAUGAUUCUGUGUGGAUACAGGUUUCACGGCUUGCCAGCCCUCUGCCACCCCAGGAAGCAAGCAACCAUGCUCAAGACUGUGAUGACAGUAUGGGCUAUCAGUAUCCAUUCACUCUUCGAGUUGUUCACAAAGAUGGAAAUACAUGUUCAUGGUGUUCGUGGUAUAGAUUUUGUAGAGGAUGCAAGAUUGACUGUUCUGAUGAACGAGCUUCUGUUGGGAAUGCUUACAUAGCCAUUGACUGGGAUCCAACUGCCCUACAUCUUCGCUAUCAAACAUCACAAGAGAGGAUCUGUGAGGAGCACGAAAGUGUCGAACAGAGCCGACGAGCUCAAGCAGAGCCCAUUAAUUUGGACAGCUGUCUCCGGGCAUUCACUAGUGAGGAGGAGUUGGGGGAAGACGAGCUCUAUUAUUGUUCAAAAUGUAAGACCCAUCGCCUGGCAACAAAGAAGCUUGAUCUCUGGAGACUUCCACCAAUUCUGAUAAUUCACUUGAAAAGAUUUCAAUUUGUUAAUGGCCGUUGGAUCAAAUCACAGAAGAUUGUUAAAUUUCCCCGUGAAGCUUUUGACCCCAGUGCAUUUUUAGUGCCACGGGAGUCAAUGCAAACUGAACAGCAGACUGCUCAAGUGGAACUGAAGAAACUAGAUUUGAGGAACUCCCAGGGAACAGGGACUGGCGGCUCUGAACUACAAGCUGGUGUAAAUUUGAGUAUUUUGAAUUUAAAAGCAUCUCCAACUUCAGGAAGAAAAAAUCAUAAUUCAUCAAACAAAAGCAACAGUCCUACGAACAGCCCAAAACAAGGAAAAAACAGAGGUCGACUCCGCUUACCACAACUUGGCAAGAACAAACUGUCAAACAGUAAAGAAAAUCUAGACAGCAGCAAGGAGAGUAAUUGUGAUAUGGAUCAAAUAUUGGAGAUGAAGAAUGUCAGAAAUGCUCAUUUCGACCAAGUGGUAGAUGUCACUGAUAAGGCAAACUGUUCUGGAGGAGACAAUGAGGGAAUAAUGCAGGAGAUUGUAACAGCACAGGACAAUGAGUUGAUUUUAGUCAAUGGAGUGUGUCACAAUAAACAACAGAAUGGAUUUAGAAAUUGCAGUUGUAAUGGAGAGUGUGAAAGCCACAUGAAUGAAGAUGUAACUACAGAUGACCAAAGAGUUCCACUCCUUUUAAAGCCUCUAUAUAACUUAUAUGCAAUUUCUUGCCAUUCAGGAAUCUUGGGAGGAGGCCACUACGUCACAUAUGCCAAAAACCCCAAUGAAAAGUGGUACUGCUACAAUGAUAGUAGCUGUAAGGAGGUACAUCCCGAUGAAAUUGAUACUGAUUCAGCCUACAUCCUUUUCUAUGAACAACAAGGUGUGAACUAUGCACAGUUCCUGCCAAAGACUGAAGGCAAGAAGAUGGCAGACACUAGCAGUAUGGAUGAAGAUUUUGAAUCUGAUUAUAGAAAGUACUGUAUUCUGCAGUGAAUGUGUCCUUCUAUUCGUAAAAUGCCAUGAGAUUCCAGAAUGACUAUGUGGCAACAAAACACUCCCAAGAUGAAAGUUUCAGGGUUGGACAGGUUUUCUGCUCAAAAUGUACUGCUUCUGCAAAAUUACCCUUUGUGAUUAUGAAGCACAAGAGAAACAUGUGGAAGUUGAAAACAGAUGGUGAUACUGAUUUUCCAGUUGUUAUUUGCAACAAGUGUCAGUAGCCAAUGUGAUCUGCUACCUCCUUUUCUUAAACUGUUUUGAGUUUCAUGCAUUGUGUUGACGAGACCAGAAUGGUAGCAAGCCAGAAAGAAAUUUAAACCUACUAAAACUUGGGCUACAGCAUUUUAACUGUAACAGAGUUAUCAUUAACUGUGUAGAUUAUAUUUUCCCCUAGUGAAUUUGGAGUGAAUAGUUCACGAAACACAGUUUACAUUUGUUACCUUUUUAACUACUACUUCAGCUUGUAUUUUUAAUGUUACAUAGUUGUAGGAAAAUUACUAUUUUAAAACAUUUGUGUAAAUUCUCCAGAAUAAAUUUCUUUUGUUUAAUGUAAUUUCCUGAAAAAUUACAAAAUAUGUGCCAUGAUUAUUUAAAACCCUUGACACAAGUAAGAAUGAAUCGAACUGAACCAAUUUAAACAAGUAAAAAGGUAAUGUAAAGUUGGGUUGUGUUUCUUGAAUUUUCCUCGCUGUUCUGUUGAUUUACAUGUUCCUUAAACCUAGAAAUAAUUUGUUUAAGUCAGAAUAUGCUACUCUGAUCUUGGCAUUUUCUGUUCUUUUAACAAUUCAUAUUUAUUAUGAAUAUAGAGUAAACCAUCUUUAGGUCAUAUGUUUAAUAUUUUUCAUUAGGUUGAAACUAAAGAAACCUGAUUUUUAAAGGUUUUGAUAGUAUUACAUUUAAAUUUCACCUGCAUUUUCAGCACUGCUCUAUACCAUAUGAUUUGUUCAAGUCGGUAUUACAUGAUAAAUACUUUGGGCACAGGAUUUCUGUUUUUUACUUUAAUAUCGGUUUGGAUUUUUAACUUGAUGUCAUUACUUGAGCUACAAAACACCCAUACACCUAGAUUCAGUUAAAGCAGGACUGUUUUUUUUGGCACCAAAAAAACAACUUAGCUAGCAGAAACAGAUGAUUUGUUGAUCUAUUUUACUAUAUUCAAAACUGGAACAAACAUUUGAUAUCCAGAGUUAGGUACUAUAAUUGAACAGUGUUUUACCUUCACAGGUUAUUGCAAUUCCCGCCCAAUGUGAUUUUUAUUGAUAUCCUGAAACAUCCUACAGCUACUUCAGAUGGUCUUAUAUAUAUAAUAUAUAUAUAUAUGUGUGUGUGUGCGUAUUCCUAUAAAGACUACUAAUUAAGCUCUAUUGAAGAGGAACAUUGGCAAAUACAAUGUAACAUGGAACAACUGGCUUCUUUCGUUUUGUUCCUUUGCAUAUUUGCACUCAGUAUGUAACAAUUCUCAUAUACUGAUUCUAGAAAUAAUGGCUAGAUUCUGUGCCUCAUUGCUUGGUAUUCUAAAUCAAUCUAGCCAUGCUUUCUCUACACAUAGUAACAUUGAAGCAGAGAUUAUGCACUUAACGGUUAUGUGUAUUUUGAAUAUCCUGACAAACGUACAGGUGCACAUUAUGAUUCAAAUAAGAGCAGUAAUUUUACAUUGUGUUUCCAGAAUUGUUCCUCUUAUGUUAUACAAGAGUUUAAAACAAAAUACCUGAGUGAUUGUGUGAAAAAUUAAUAUUUUAAACCACCCUCUCAGCCACAGCCCUACCAUAAGGGCAGGUAGUGCAAUCUACUGCUGUAUUGUGUUCUUACAAGUCCGUUAUAGAUAUAAUGGUUGAAAAAUAUUCUUUUUUUAUUAAAUUAAAUCAUUAACUGCAGAAUUUAUUAAUUUAUCUGAGUAACUACAUUACAUCUUAUUUUGUAAAUUCUUGUAAAAAAAAACAUUGACAUUGCACUGAAUUAAUUGGAAGAUUUUUAUGUACAUAAGUGCUCUGUAAAUAAACAAAUAGCAGUGAUGUAUUGUUAUACGAGCUGUAAAAAAUGUACUGGUAAUUGUAUAUGGAGUGAACCUGUUCAUCUGUAACUAUUAAAAACAAUAAAUACAGUGGCUG